This is a messenger RNA of Diorhabda sublineata, 3075 nucleotides long. It is a transcript of the gene Ube3a, whose product is annotated as ubiquitin-protein ligase E3A. The record is from RefSeq and is a predicted model, not a curated record. NCBI's taxonomy places the organism in Eukaryota, Metazoa, Arthropoda, Insecta, Coleoptera, Chrysomelidae. Gene Ontology annotation, biological process: protein polyubiquitination. Gene Ontology annotation, molecular function: ubiquitin protein ligase activity. The transcript is spliced from 13 exons. Bases 386 to 2908 code for a protein of 840 amino acids.
CACUUUAACAUGGUACAUUUUAUAGUAGAUUAGAAUUAAAAAAUAUCAGACUUGCACACCAUAAAAUCCUAAAAAUACUAGGCUGGAGUUAAAACCUGGAACAGCAAUAAAUGAGCAGUAGAAAUAUAUAAAUAUAAAUUGGUAGCCAAUAUUAUUGAUGCAUUGCUUGUGAAUGUUUUUGCAGCACAUUUUAUAUUUUAGUUUAAUCACAAAAUCGAAUUCUAUGAACCCUUCAGAUCAAAUAUCCAAUAAAGACGAAGCUUCCAGGGGAAAAAUUUACACAUUUUAAUGGGGAAUUUUAAAAAACGAUUUCAGGAACAUUCCAGAAGCAUCGUCUAGUAACUUGAACAACGAAAUCAUUUCCACUGACAAUAAGAACGAAGUUAUGAAACGAGCUGCUGCAAAAAAACUCAUUGAAAGAUACUUCUACCAACUUACUGAUGGAUGCGGAAAUCCUCAUUGUGACAACCAAUACUGUGCUUCGAGUGGUGAAUUGAAACCUCUAACACCCGAUGAAGCAGCAGCUCAAGCAAUUCAGUUAUUUUCUCAAGAUGCUCGACUAUGUGACAGACAUCCCAACAAAAUAGCUCGAAAACAGGGAAACAUAAUAAAUAACAAAAAUGAUACUACAAAUGACGUCAAUUUUGAAUCAGAUUUACCAAGAAAUGAUAUUGAAUCACAGAGUAAUUAUUCAAAUAGUAAAGAAAGUCUCAAAUAUAACACUCCAAUACCAACAUAUUUAACAGAACAGGCUUUGUAUGAUAUAAUAGAUGAAUGUGAAGCUAAUAAUAGUUAUUCCCCUUUAAUUCGAACUGUAGGAGAAAUAUUCAGUAGCAUUGAAAACCUAUCAAAGAGUUUCCCACAAGAACCAAGUACUCCUACUAGAAGUUCUUCAAAUUUGGAAAAUGCAGAUAUUAAAUCUUUGAAAAAAGAAGAUGUAAGAAGCUUAGAAGGAGAAAAGGACAAAGAUGAAGACAGUAGCGCAGAAUCAAAUAAAAAUUCACUGCCACCAGUUGAUAUACCGGCAGUCCGUAGAGCAUAUACAGCUCUGUUUAAAUUAAAUUCUUCUAUUUUUGAAAAUGCUCUUGUGAAUGCUUUAGUCACAUUAGCCGGCAAUUUACAAAUGGAAUUACCUAUGAGGAAAGAAAGUGGCAGUCAUGAUGACAUAGUAAAUGUUUUAGUUAUCGUCUUUGAAAUCCCAGCAUUAGGUUCAGGAGAUCUAUUAGAGACAGCUUUGCCUGCAAUAUGUAGAGCAGCACAAAGGCUUCCAGUAGAAGUUCAAGCCAGUUUAGCUAUUCAGUGGUCAGGCGUAGCUAGAAGGAGUAUCAGAAGUAUAUUGGAAAAUUUGCAACAACUUAUAACAUUGCGUGUAAUAAUGACACCUUUUCAAAGAGAUUUUUUUGUACAGGAUGAAAAUGUUAUUACAUCUGCAACUAAAUUUAUGAAGAUUCUGUAUUAUGCAAACAUGUUAGCUGGGGUAUUAGAAUCGCCAGAACUUAGAUACCAAAGCCUUUCUGAUACUAAAGAUGGAUUCAAACCUCAAAGUACCCUACCUCCAGAUCCUUUAGCUGAAGAAUUAGGUAUACAUGUACUCGAUUGCCGAAAACCUUAUUUACCAUUUUCAGAAUUCUAUAAUGAGCCACUUAGUGAUGCUGUUGAAAUGGAUAGAGAUUUUGCCAAUUAUAAAAGUGACACAGGUAAAUUUAGUUUCAUGCAUUAUCCAUUCAUAUUGACUCCAGCUACAAAAACAAUGGGCCUCUAUUUCGAUAAUAGAAUACGGAUGUACUCUGAAAGGAGAAUCAGCUUUUUACAAACAUUCACAGGCUUGCCAUCACAACCCUUUUUAAAAUUAAAAGUAAGAAGGGAUCAUAUCAUUGAUGAUGCUCUUGUAGAGCUGGAAAUGAUUUCUAUGGACAACCCCAGUGAUUUAAAGAAACAACUGGUGGUGGAAUUUGAAGGGGAACAAGGUAUAGAUGAAGGGGGAGUUUCAAAAGAAUUUUUUCAAUUAGUGAUAGAAGAAAUUUUUAAUCCUGAUUAUGCCAUGUUUUCAAUUCAACCGGAAUCACAAACUGUAUGGUUUAAUCCCACCAGUUUUGAAAGUGACGCUCAGUUCACUUUGAUAGGAAUAGUGUUAGGGUUGGCAAUAUAUAACAAUGUCAUAUUGGCUGUUAAUUUUCCUAUGGUACUUUAUAGGAAACUGAUGGGAAAACGGGGGAGUUUUGAAGAUUUACAGGACUGGACUCCCGUGUUGUAUAACAGUUUAAAACAACUUUUGGAAUAUCAUGAACCAAACUUUGAAGAUAUGUUUAUGUUGACAUUUAGGAUAAGUUACCAAGAUGUGUUUGGUUCUACUAUUAGUUAUGAUUUAAAAGAAAAUGGGGACAAAAUAAGUGUUACACAAGAAAAUAAAUAUGAAUUUGUGGAUUUAUAUGCUGAUUUCUUAUUAAACAAAUCAGUCGAAAAACAAUUUUCGGCUUUCUAUAAAGGAUUUCAAAUGGUGGUAGACGAAUCACCUCUAGAGUUGCUAUUCCGUCCAGAAGAAAUUGAGCUGUUGAUUUGUGGUAGUAAAAACUUUGAUUUUGAUGAAUUGGAGCAUUCGACAGAAUAUGAUGGCGGUUACACAAACGAAAGUCAAAUUAUAAAAGAUUUCUGGUCGGUGGUUCACGCUCUGUCGUUGGAAGACAAGAGAAAACUUUUACAGUUUACAACAGGGUCAGAUCGUGUACCAAUAGGUGGACUUUCGAGACUGAAACUAGUCAUAGCUAAAAAUGGACCAGACUCUGAUCGACUACCGACAGCUCAUACGUGUUUUAACGUUCUCUUAUUGCCAGAAUAUUCUUCAAAAACAAAAUUGAAGGAUAGAUUGGUGAAAGCAAUAAAUUAUUCAAAAGGAUUUGGCAUGUUGUAAAAAAUUGUGUUUUGUGAUAAAUUAGAUUAUAUUUCAGUUACUAACAAAACUGAUUUGUUUUUAAACAUAAUUAUUAUUGUGUACAGCUCUGUCUUAUGACAUCUUGUUGAUUAUUAACUCUUUUUGUAUUGUGCAAUUUCGGACAAAAUACAUUAAUAAAAGAGAAA